This is a messenger RNA of Pseudovirgaria hyperparasitica, 987 nucleotides long. RefSeq lists its product as uncharacterized. The record is from RefSeq and is a predicted model, not a curated record. The transcript is spliced from 7 exons. Bases 1 to 987 code for a protein of 328 amino acids. Lineage: Eukaryota; Fungi; Ascomycota; Dothideomycetes; Acrospermales; Acrospermaceae.
AUGGAUCACUCAGAACCACCGACUGUUCUUGUUAUCGCAGGACAUCCAGCUGAUAUAGGAUGGGCGGCUCUCGGGCCAGCAAUCGGUUGCGUUGGUCUUACUUUGGUUGCGGUAGGUGCAAGGUGGUAUACUCGUUGGUGCAUCACGCGAGUUAUUGGUUUGGAUGAUUAUAUGAUUGUCUUCUCAACGAUACUUGCGAUUGCCUUGACUGGUGUUGUUGCAGCAGAGGUUCAUCUUGGGAUUGGUGAAUCUCAGUGGGCGGACAACCAUGCUAGAAUCCCUACUAUGGCGAAGCUUAUCAUCGCCAGCAACGUGAUCUAUCAAAUUGUCGUCAACGUAACCAAAGCCUCAAUUGUUACUCAAUAUCUGCGUAUAUUUUCAUCUACUCCGGUCAUCAUCUUUCGUCGGACGUGCCAAGCCGUACUUAUAGUCUUGACGCUUAUUCCAAUCUGGGGCGUGUUUGGCUCUGUAUUCCUUUCACCAAUCAAUGUUAUUCUGGACCUUGUAGUAUGGUUAUUGCCAAUGCCAUUGGUCAGUCAGCUCAAGCUUCCGCGGCGACAGAAAAUAGGGCUUAUGGUGUUGUUUACGUUGGGUGGAAUGGUAUGUAUUAUCGGCAUACUCCGUGUGGUCAUGGUAGACGUCGCCGCCAAAGUCUGGCAUGAUUUGACUCAAGCCAAUGUUGGAAUAGCUUUUGCUUGCCUCUUGUCGAUCAAACCACUGGUAGCGAAGCUAUUUCCUCAUCUUGUCGAGUCCGACAGCACGCCAGCUCACAGUAUGCGGCUUCGUAAGAUUAGCUUCUGGGGUCAGCCUCUAUCCGAAACUAUGAAUACAUCGACAUCUUCUCAGCUUCGAGUAGAUUCGAAGACAGCCAGUAGUGUUACGAAGCCAGCAAGGGCGAAGAAAAGCUGGAGCUCAAUGCGGAUGCAUUCUCAAAAUAUCUUUGGCCACAUAAAUUGGGAGACACAUGACCGGCAGAGCGAAACCUGA